AUGGUACUAAUAUUGGGACGCAGACUGAACAGAGAGGAUAGUGGGAUACGAGAUUCCCCUGCAACCAAGCGGAAAGUUUUUGAAAUGGACCCAAAAUCGUUGUCAGGCCCUGAGUUUUUCGACUUCUCCUCAGGAUCAUCCCAUGCUGAAAGCAUUCUCCAGAUCUUCAAUGAAUUUCGAGACAGCCGGUUGUUCACAGAUGUUAUUAUCUGUGUGGAAGGAAGGGAGUUCCCCUGCCAUCGAGCGGUUCUCUCGGCCUGCAGCAGCUACUUCAGAGCUAUGUUUUGCAACGAUCAUAGAGAAAGCAGAGAGAUGCUAGUGGAGAUCAAUGGCAUUUUUGCUGAAGCUAUGGAUUGCUUCUUACAGUACGUAUACACUGGCAAGGUGAAAAUCACUACCGAGAACGUGCAGUAUCUCUUUGAAACGUCAAGUCUCUUUCAGAUCAGUGUUUUGCGUGACGCCUGUGCCAAGUUCCUGGAAGAACAGCUGGAUCCUUGCAAUUGCCUGGGAAUCCAGCGCUUUGCAGAUACGCACUCGCUCAAGACGCUGUUCACCAAGUGCAGGAAUUUUGCGCUGCAGACAUUUGAGGAUGUGUCCCAGCAUGAAGAAUUCCUCGAACUGGGGAAGGAUGAGCUUAUUGAUUACAUUUGCAGUGAUGAACUGGUGAUCAGUAAGGAAGAGAUGGUGUUUGAAGCUGUCAUGCGCUGGGUGUACCGGGCAGUUGAGUUGCGAAGACCAGUGUUGCAUGAACUUCUGACGCACGUCAGGCUCCCGUUGCUACACCCAAACUACUUUGUUCAGACUGUGGAAGUGGACCAGCUGAUUCAGAAUUCCCCAGAGUGCUAUCAGCUGCUGCAUGAAGCCAGGCGAUACCAUAUCCUUGGAAAUGAGAUGAUGUCUCCCAGAACUAGGCCACGCAGAUCAACUGGUUAUUCUGAGGUGAUAGUUGUUGUUGGAGGCUGUGAACGAGUUGGAGGGUUUAAUUUGCCAUAUACUGAGUGCUACGAUCCUGUAACAGGCGAGUGGAAGUCACUGGCUAAACUUCCAGAGUUUACCAAGUCUGAGUAUGCAGUGUGUGCUCUACGGAACGAUAUUCUUGUUUCAGGUGGAAGAAUCAAUAGCCGGGAUGUUUGGAUUUACAAUUCUCAACUUAACAUUUGGAUCAGAGUUGCUUCUUUAAAUAAAGGCAGAUGGCGUCAUAAAAUGGCUGUUCUUCUUGGUAAAGUAUAUGUUGUUGGAGGAUACGAUGGGCAAAACCGUCUCAGCAGCGUAGAGUGUUACGAUUCGUUUUCCAAUCGAUGGACAGAAGUGGCUCCCCUUAAAGAAGCUGUGAGCUCUCCAGCAGUCACAAGCUGUGUUGGCAAACUGUUUGUGAUCGGGGGUGGUCCUGAUGACAACACAUGUUCUGACAAGGUUCAGUCUUACGAUCCCGAUACUAAUUCAUGGUUGCUCCGUGCAACUAUCCCUAUCGCAAAAAGAUGUAUUACAGCUGUGUCUUUAAACAAUCUGAUCUAUGUUGCUGGUGGACUUACCAAAGCAAUAUACUGCUAUGAUCCAGUUGAGGACUACUGGAUGCAUGUACAGAAUACAUUCAGCAGACAGGAGAAUUGUGGCAUGUCUGUGUGUAAUGGAAAAAUCUAUAUCCUUGGCGGAAGACGAGAAAACGGUGAAGCCACAGACACUAUUCUUUGUUAUGACCCUGCAACGGGCAUUAUCACAGGAGUGGCAGCCAUGCCCAGGCCAGUAUCAUAUCACGGCUGUGUGACGAUUCAUAGAUAUAAUGAAAAAGGCUUUAAACUCUAAUUUUUUUUCUUGAAAAAAGAAGAUGGCAUGAAUGAAUCCAGUGGUCUGCUGCAAGACAGGCUUUUUAAAGAUUCCUGAAAUGGGAAAGUGCCCUUUCCCUACCUAAGGGUCAUACGAAAAUUGUAUCCUGUGCCUUUAG
This is a messenger RNA of Phaethon lepturus (White-tailed tropicbird), 1942 nucleotides long. It is a transcript of the gene KLHL24, whose product is annotated as kelch-like family member 24. The record is from RefSeq and is a predicted model, not a curated record. Gene Ontology annotation, molecular function: protein binding. The transcript is spliced from 6 exons. Bases 1 to 1803 code for a protein of 600 amino acids. NCBI's taxonomy places the organism in Eukaryota, Metazoa, Chordata, Aves, Phaethontiformes, Phaethontidae.